GUGCGCGCGAACGAGAUGAAUCGGGGGCGCGCGUUUGCCUCCCCUCCCCGAUUCUCCUGCUCCCUCUUUCUGACUCUUUGUGCCGAGGAGACGCGGGCGAGAAGACACAAUGGCGGACGAGAAGCCUAAGGACGUACUGAAAUCAGAAAAUGACCAUAUUAACCUGAAGGUGGCAGGCCAAGAUGGCUCCGUUGUGCAGUUCAAAAUCAAAAAGCAUACACCUCUAAGCAAACUGAUGAAAGCAUACUGUGAACGUCAGGGUUUGGCAAUUCGACAAAUCAGGUUCCGAUUUGAUGGACAGCCAAUUAAUGAAACAGACACACCAGCACAGUUGGAGAUGGAAGAUGAGGACACAAUUGAUGUAUUCCAGCAGCAGACUGGGGGCCAGUACUGACUGCUGACACUCUCCAUGUAAUUGUCUGAUUAUCCAUAGAUCAUCAGCGCUUCUGACAAAGCAGCAAGUUACUCUCAGCAGCAAUUUGGAAAACAUUUGUAGAAUAUUUUACAUCCACAUACACCUUCAUAAGAGCUUUUAUUGUUUGCUGGUUAAUCUUAUUACAUUUGAUUUUAAAUAAUAAAAAUGACCAGUUUAUACAGAACAAUCGGAAUCAAAUGGUUUUUACUGAAGUCUGCAACAGUAGGAAUACUCGACCAAACCAGAUUUCUAAUUCCCAAAAAUCCAUUUUAGCAAACUAUUUUUUUAUUCUAUCUGUUUGUGUUUGGCUCCUAAUGUAGCUUUUAAAAAUUUGUAAUAAGAUAAAUUAUUCAUUUCAUUGUUUUCAGUGGUUUGAACUGGCAUAGCUUGCUCAAUGUUUGCCAUUUCCUGUAUCAGUGUAAGGACAAACCCAUUAUUUUAUACAAUUUGUAUUGUUGUAGACCCACAAAGCAUUCUUGGUGCUGUAUUAAAGUAGUGUAAAAUAGGUCAGAAGAUGGGUUCCUUCAUUUUGUUUUCCUUGUGUGUCUCUUGUUUCAUAAAUUCCUUAUUAAAACAAUUAAAAACUAAA
Molecule: messenger RNA, 1004 nt
Organism: Hemiscyllium ocellatum (epaulette shark)
Lineage: Eukaryota; Metazoa; Chordata; Chondrichthyes; Orectolobiformes; Hemiscylliidae
Product: small ubiquitin-related modifier 3
Exons: 4
Coding region: 110-394 (94 amino acids)
Biological process (GO): protein sumoylation
Cellular component (GO): nucleus
Molecular function (GO): protein tag activity; ubiquitin-like protein ligase binding
Source: RefSeq, a predicted model, not a curated record